This is a messenger RNA of Micropterus salmoides (largemouth bass), 519 nucleotides long. It is a transcript of the gene otos2, whose product is annotated as otospiralin 2. Gene Ontology annotation, biological process: sensory perception of sound. Bases 68 to 367 code for a protein of 99 amino acids. The transcript is spliced from 3 exons. NCBI's taxonomy places the organism in Eukaryota, Metazoa, Chordata, Actinopteri, Centrarchiformes, Centrarchidae. The record is from RefSeq and is a predicted model, not a curated record.
CCUGAGAUCAGUCUGAGAAAGAAGGGCAAGGGACUAGACCACGAGCAUAAUCUCCUGUUGAUCAGUUAUGGAAAGCAUACAUGCUCUGUAUGUGUCUGUGCUGCUCUGUGCCCUUCUGCUCGGCUCCCUGCCUCCUACAGGAGCAGAGGAAAGUGAUGCAGCCGGCAGGAGGGAGGAGAGGGAGAAACGAAGCCUCCCCUACUGGGGCCUGUGGUCGUCAGACUUUUUUGGGUGGUUGGAGGAGCUUCGAGCUCAGGCAGCUCAUGAAGGGAUGGAGGACCUGGCUCGUACCUUCUGGGCUCACUUCCCCAUCGGCAGCAAUCUGGGCUAUGAUAGUCCCGAGUCUGACCCUCAACCUGAGGAGUGAGGCAGAGGAGAAACCAGGUGUGGAUAAGAGAGAUUAAAGAGUCUAAGGGCAAGUAGAAGUCACCUUUUAACAUGUGUUCAGACAAUCAACAGCAGCUUGGAGACUACUAGAUAUUGUAACCCUUUUGUUAAUCUUAAUGUUGGCUUUUGUAU